AUGAGAUACUUCAAUCAUCUAGAUAGACUUCAGACUGAGCCUAUGCUAUAGAAUGAUUAGAUAGAACAACUGAAAAAAGAAUUAAUGAGAAUAAAAGAACUGUAUGAAUCACUAGAUAAGGAAAAUCCUCUAGAAUUUUCAUUGAGUGUGAGAGAAAACUAUAAAGAUGAUUCAGUUAUGUAAAAAAGAAAGAAGAUUCAGCUAAUGAAGGAAAUCUAAGUCAUACGUCAAGGUCAAGAAGAUAUGGAUGAAAAUUUCUUAGAUGAGAUAUUUGGCAUAGGUGAGACCACAGAAAUAUGCGGCUUGGCAGCAACAGGUAAAACACAAAUAUGUUUUUAGCUCUGCUUGAAUGUUUAGUUGCCCAAGGAGUUAGGAGGGGUAGACGGCGAGGCAUUAUAUGUAGAUACUCAUGGUGACUUUGCUCUUGAGAGAAUGACUGAAAUGGCAAAAUCGCUUCGUUAGUAAGUAUUGAAGAAGAUAGACAAGGAACCUGCCCUAAUCAAGAAAUAUAAAGAGGAAUUCUCGAUUGAUAGAAUCUUGUAGAAGGUUAAGUUCGUAAGAAUCCUAGAUGACAACCAGCAAUCUCUCUUUCACAAUCAGCUUGAGGAUAGACUCUCAAAUUCACCACUGUCUAAGGUUAAAAUUAUCAUAUUUGACACUUUAAGCGAGCAUUUCAAACUUUCUGAUAUCAGCUAUUAAGAGCGUAAGAGAAUUAUCUCCCAGGCAUUAAUGGGAUUGCUAGAGUUGGCUUAGAAGUUCUAGAUUAGUGUGGUACUCAUUAACAAUAUGAAACUGUAGAAAAAGGACUUUUAAAGCGAAAUAGGAGGAGGUAUUGGAGGAGGAAUCUCUGGUAUGGGUAUGGGAAAUGCUGGAUCAGGGUUAAUAUAUCAGUAGUCAAAACCUGAGCCAAUGUUUGGUGAGGAUCUGUUUCAAUGCGUAACCAAUAGAAUCCUGCUAGAAAAGGAUCAUCAGAUUUCUGAGGAUAAUGUAUUCAAAGCCAAAUUGAUAAAAGGUAGUAUUGCCAAUAAAUAGAGCACUAACACUUGCCACUUUUUAAUAACUGAAAGAGGUAUCUCUUCUAUAUUAUGA
Molecule: messenger RNA, 1089 nt
Organism: Stylonychia lemnae
Lineage: Eukaryota; Ciliophora; Spirotrichea; Sporadotrichida; Oxytrichidae
Source: the annotation of a GenBank genome assembly